Oncorhynchus kisutch (coho salmon) is the source of this 5106-nucleotide messenger RNA. RefSeq names its product AT-rich interactive domain-containing protein 5A-like. The transcript has 7 exons. Bases 2776 to 4506 code for a protein of 576 amino acids. Gene Ontology annotation, biological process: regulation of transcription by RNA polymerase II. Lineage: Eukaryota; Metazoa; Chordata; Actinopteri; Salmoniformes; Salmonidae. Gene Ontology annotation, cellular component: nucleus. The record is from RefSeq and is a predicted model, not a curated record. Gene Ontology annotation, molecular function: transcription cis-regulatory region binding.
AAGACGUCUUAUUUCGAGGUGUGCUGAAUUAGAGGCACUUCUUGAAUAAGAUUGUGCUGAAACAAAGUAAACGAUCUUCAGGAUUCAACGUAUUGUUUUGUAAUGAUAUUAGAUCCUGAAGGGGAGCGAGACACCAGUAAGAGACCAGUCAGGGAGGAGGGCAGAGGUGUGGAGGGGACACUGAACCAGAAGUUGUAAAAUAACAAAACCACAAGUCACCUGAAGUCACAUGCAUGUCUUCUCUGAUAUGUCUGAAUUCAUGUGUGGCCAUACAAUUUAAAAACACAAAUAUAUCUAAAGGGAAUGAUUUCUCCAAUUAGAAAAUGAAAUGGAAUGUGAAGUACAGAGGCUACCGAAAGUCGAGUGUUUGUUAUUGAUGACUGUAUUUUAUGUUUAUGGUUUGCGUAUGUUCAUUGUGGCAUAAAUUCACAAUUUUGUUUUGUCAUCAUCAUAGGAAAUAAUAUUGCUAAGUGUCAUGUUGCAAUAUCACAAGUCUGAACGUUUCAGCUUAUUCACAAAUGAGUAAUAGGAGGAAGGUGAUUAUUUUAUGUGGGAGUUAAGUGGGUGGUGUAUUAUGGAGUGUGAAAGAAUAUACGUACACAUUUCCCUGUAAUCUAUCUACACAUACAGAAACUGCAGGAGUUCCACUCAGACACAGUUCUGGUAAUUGAAGAUUUGAAAAUAAAAGUUAGAGCAGAGAAGCAUCAAAUUUCCAAGACACUGAUCUGAGAUGAAAGACUGUGGUUUCUGUGGUGACAAGUGGCCUGUUGAUAGCAUCAACCUGGCAUCAAUCAACGUGAGUCUUGUUGACACAUUGACAUCAACAUCUCCUACGCCCUUUUCCAAAAUGUGAAUGUGGGGGAAAUGUAGAGGCUGUUUACUGACAGUCUUUCACAGCGAUAUUCAUGCUUAUUUUAGUGUGUGGUUUACUGUGAUGUAUAUUGUAUGCUGGGCUUCAUGACUCGGACUGCAGUAGUUUCCUGUAUGAAACCAAUGUCACAUGGAGCUGACUGACAUCUCUCUGUUUUGUGGUCCAGCCAUGAAUAGAAUGCAUUUAUUCAAUAUAGUACACAAAUAAAUUAACAACUGGCUGGCUUAUCUUAUAGUACUUACUGUAAACCUGUUCAAUAGUCAUGUGCAACUAAUGCAUUACGUUUUUAGAAAAUACUAUUGAAUAUUUUCUGGAAAUGUAUUGCCCUAUAUGACUAAUCCAUAUUCCAGUCAUACAUGCUUUGUCUUUGUUCUUAUGAAAUUUGCAUUGUAACUCAUUGACUAACAGAUUAGAUGUGAAGAUGGCUGUGUAUGUCAUUAACAAUUAUUCUGCAACUCUGUAAAGUACUUAACCAUUUAAAAAUAUAUAUUUAGUUGAAUAUGACCUAAAACGCAACAUAACUCAUCUAUCCAUAGCAAGAGAAAGAGUUGCAGCUGGCCAGUCAAGGCAGGAAGAAGAAAGUGAGAGAGCAUUGCAUGGUGUUAGUGGAGAAGCUCAUGGAUGAACGAUGGGCUGUUGUAGCUGGGAACUGUAUCUAUGGGACAGCUGUAAAGAGCUGUGAGUCAGUCAGUGCUAUCCCAAAUAGGGGCCUACAUCUUCACUAUGACUCACCACUGGGUCCCGCUUCUCGGAACCAGUAACCACAGAUAGGAACCUGAUUCAAUAUGAAACUCUGGUUGACUUUUGCCUACAGUGCAGCAUACACCACCGAAACAAAAUAGUCUCUGUAUUUGGUGAUUCAGACUGGGAUAUUGUAUUUAACAUAUGUUUUCAUUUUCUACUCUCAUUUGAUGUAAAUGCAAUAAAAAAGAUCAAACUUGUACACUAUCUGUGCAUAACCCUGUGCAAAUUGAACCUGUAUGAAUGAACCUGUAUACUAAACCAAUAUGUUCCCUUUCAGAAUUUGGACUGUUGCCAAAAAUGAUAUUUUUACAAGUUUUGGGGAAUUUCAGCUUCCUAUACUUUUGUUAUGUUAGUAAGUGUUAGUUUGAUCAGUUUAACGUGUCAUAUACACUUCUCAUCCUGACGAGUGCAGUGAAUUUGAGGACAUUUAUUGGUGAGCACUGGGGUUAAUUUCUGCUUGCCUCUACUGUUUCAUUUCUCAUUUGGUAUCCACCGCAUGUUGUGACUUUUCUACUCGUUAGUGUUUGCUUACACAAAGCUUAAACAGAGUUCAUAAUAAUCAAUUCCUGAAAUAUGCCUCUGAAAACAACUCUAUGCUACACCAGUAGCACUACUGAUAAUUGCAAACAAAAUGUUCUUACUUCACUUUUUUUUGCAUGGAACAGAUUCUAAUCAUGUGAACUACUUCCUACGCUACUCAGUCUUUGUCAUUUCUAAAUUACAUUCAUCCCAUUCACUUUCAUGUCAGUGGAAAAUAUAUGUAUAAUAAAGGGCUUGUGAGUAAAGGCUUUGUGGGGGAAAGAGGCCUUUCAUACUGUGUAAAAAAAAACUAUUCAUACCUUCAUAUUUGUUAUUACCAGGUCUAGACCAUAUGUCUGUUGGUUUCCCUUUUGUACAGGAUGUAUGGUUACUUAUUGAAAGGGGUGGUAAAAGCCAACUCAAAUUCUAGUUGUCCAAGAAAGGACAAGUAGUCUGAGAACAGACUUUGUUGCAAUCAACAGCAUUAAAAUGAUUUCCUAUUUUAAGAUUGGUUUAUUUGCCCAUUGCAGUUCUGUUUUGAAUAAUUACAUGUAAAGUAAUUGUAUGCAUUCCUGGAAUUGGAUUUGCAUUUCUAUAAUUUCUCUCCCUCUUUUGUCGAUCUGGUGGUCUCUACUGCAGCGAUGGAGAUUUCUGACUCGGCCAGUGACUGUGAGGAGAGGCCCAGUUCUAGCCCAAUGGAGACAGAGGAGAGGUCCUUCAUAGCAGGUUUGCACUGUUUCAUGAAGGACCGUGGCACACCCAUCGAGAGGAUACCACACCUGGGAUUUAAGCAGAUUAACCUGUGGAAAAUCUACAAAGCUGUCGAGAAGCUUAGCGGUUACGACUCUGUUACAUUGCGGCGGCUGUGGAAGAAUGUGUAUGAUGAGCUGGGCGGCAGCCCAGGCAGCACCAGCGCUGCUACCUGCACCCGCAGACACUAUGAGAGGCUUGUUUUACCCUUUGAGAGACAGUUGAGGGGGGAGGAGGACAAACCUCUGCCUCCAAGCAAACCGCGCAAACAGUAUAAGAGGAGUCCAGACGGCAAGGGGAGCAAGUCUGAGGGCAAGAGGAAGAGGCCCCAUCUGGAAAAGGAGACAGACUCUGAGGGCCAGGUACAUUCUACUCCAUUGUCUCCAUGGACUACUCCAUCUGAAAGCCUCCACCCAGACCAUCCUCCACCAAUCAGUGAGACUACCGUGUGUGACGACCUCUCUUCCUCAGCAUGCACCCUAUCCCGCCAAGCCCAGGGCCCUACCUCAUGCCCCUGGAAAGGAAGUCAGCUCCAGUCUGCUGCUGCAGAUAUCAUCUCUCCUCUGGAGAAGAAGAAGCGUAUGGCCCAGGCCAGCCUGAGCGAGUCCCAGGACUCCCAGAGCGCCAGACAGGGGGACUGUAAGGGCAGGCCCUCUGUGAUCCACUGCUCCCAGUCCCCAGGGCUGUUCCUUCCCAGCCGGACACGCACUACCUCUGAGGGCUCUCCUCUCCCUCCGUCCUCCUCCUCCUCCCGUAGCCCGUCCCCCUACUCCAUCUCUUCUGAGGACUGUCCAGCACUAACUGAAGACAGGCCCCCAGUACCAAAACCAGAAGUACCCCCUCAUUUUUCCAGCAACCCUAUAUCUGCACACAGUGGGGUCCACAAGCCUCAGACCUGCAGCUCUGAUGUCAAGGAAUAUGUUGGCUUCCCUGGAGGACAAAGAGAUUUCCCUCAGGUCAGCCCCCUACCAGUUGAAACGGUCUCUAUCAAAGGCCGAAGUAAAAACUCUGUAUGGAGCCCUGUCUGCAAUGGGAGUAACAGACAUCCAGCUCACCAAAUACCCCCACCAACGUCUUGCACAUAUACUGUUAGGUCUUGCUUGGUUCCAUCCACCUCCAGUUUCACCAAGGUUUAUCCCAAGUCUAUGGAGUAUUUGCGGCCUAUACCCUUUCAGCCAGGUUACACAUUCCAUCAGAACCCAAAUAGGCCCAUGUUGCAUGAUGACCGUCUGAUCUAUAAGAAGAAAUUACAGAUGGUCCCUCGACAUUAUCAGACGGAGAAGAAGCAGAAGUCCAGGACAAUGCUGCCCAAGCCACUUCCAACUCAACAGCCUGUGUUCCACCCUAAUGCCAGCAUCCCAGUGUCCUACCUCAUCCCAGCCUAUGACAGGACAAGGGGAGACUCUGGGCAGAAGCCACCUGUACACCCUCUCUUUAUACCUACCCACGUCAGACUGUCCCAGUCCCAGACCAGCCCUAUGUACCGCCAUGUCCCAACAGGAAACACACAUACUUCCUCUUAUGAGCCUGCUCUCUACUCCUAUCCCUUUCACAUUCCUAUGUGUAAUCCCCAUACUGGAUACAGCAUCACUGGUGUGCAUUAUCCUCACACCAGGCUUUGAUAGCCCCACUCUCAGACUCAAGGCCUAUUGACAAUGUGACAAGUCAAACAGAGAUAAUGACAGUACCUGCUUCGUUCUAGGCAUUUUCAAAACUUGCCUCGAACACUGCUGCAUUCUAUGUGAGUGAUCAACAGGGAAACAUUGUUGUGAUUGUUAUGCUGAGAUGUGCUCCCCUCCAUGGCAACUGACAGAAUUGCACUGAUAAAAAGGACUAUACUUUCUGUAUUUGUAACAAUAACUUUGAGGUUUACUGCGAUGCACAUGUGCUUUUACGGGAUGAUCAAUUCAUUUUACAUUGAUAUAAUAUAUGAAACAACACAGAUUUAUUUUUCUAUUUCUGAAUAAAAUCUAAAACUAUUCCUGUCUCAUCCUAGCCUGCAUUCUUUGGUAAGUAACCAUGGUCUUUUUUUCUACAAUAUUUUAAUGACAUUGGAGCCAAAUUAAACUUCAAAUUAACAUGCUCCAUGAUAAAUGUUUGAGAAAUGGGACAUAACACUUGAUCCAUGGAAAGUAAACUACUGUUCAUUAAAUUCAAUAUUUCAUAUAUGUCACUAGCACAGGGCAAUGCUUGAGCUGAAAUAAACAUCGUUUUGCAAAUAA